This is a messenger RNA of Solea solea (common sole), 2922 nucleotides long. Its product is annotated as MOB-like protein phocein. The record is from RefSeq and is a predicted model, not a curated record. The coding region runs from base 154 to 933 and encodes 259 amino acids. The transcript has 9 exons. Gene Ontology annotation, cellular component: mitochondrial matrix; cytoplasm. Gene Ontology annotation, molecular function: ATP binding; protein-folding chaperone binding; protein folding chaperone. Lineage: Eukaryota; Metazoa; Chordata; Actinopteri; Pleuronectiformes; Soleidae.
AGCCCCAGAUUAGUGCGCACGCGCGCUCUGGAAGGUUCCUUCCUCACGUGUGGGACAUUUGGGGUGACACAUACCGGCUCAGUGUGACGGAUCCACGGGCUCCUGUUCCACGCAGACACUCACACACACACGCCGCAGACAACGACGAGAAAAAUGGCCUUCAGAAAAUUCCUGCCUCUGUUCGACCGUGUGCUGGUGGAGCGUCUCACAGCAGAGACGGUGACCAAGGGCGGCAUCAUGCUGCCAGAGAAAGCUCAGGGCAAAGUGCUGGAGGCCACUGUGAAGGCAGUGGGACCCGGCUCCUUCAACCAGGAUUUCUACAACUGGCCGGAUGAAUCAUUUGAGGAGAUGGACAGCACCCUGGCUGUCCAACAGUACAUCCAGCAGAACAUUAGAUCAGAUUGCUCCAAUAUCGACAAAAUCCUGGAACCUCCGGAGGGCCAGGAUGAGGGCGUGUGGAAGUAUGAGCACCUCAGGCAGUUCUGUCUGGAGCUCAAUGGACUCGCUGUAAAACUGCAGAGCGAGUGUCAUCCAGACACCUGCACCCAGAUGACGGCCACAGAGCAGUGGAUCUUUUUAUGUGCCGCCCACAAGACGCCCAAAGAGUGUCCUGCCAUUGAUUACACCAGGCACACGCUGGACGGAGCUGCCUGUCUUCUCAAUAGCAACAAAUAUUUCCCCAGCAGGGUGAGCAUCAAAGAGUCAUCGGUGGCCAAACUUGGCUCCGUCUGUCGUCGCAUCUAUAGGAUAUUCUCUCACGCCUACUUCCACCACCGCCAGAUAUUUGACAAGUAUGAGAAUGAGACGUUCCUGUGUCACCGGUUCACGCGCUUCGUCAUGAAGUACAACCUGAUGUCCAAGGACAACCUGAUCGUCCCCAUCCUGGAGGAGGAAGUGCAGAACACCUCAUCAGCCGGAGAGAGCGAAGCCUGAGACGAAGACCUGAGACUCAGCUGCUGCUGCUGCCACCAUGAGGGAGACGCGUGUAAACACACACUCACACAUACACACACACACACACACUCACAUACAGUAUAUAUAAAUAUAUAUAUUCACACAGUGUACACACUACAGUGUGUUAAGGCUCCUGUCUCGUAACACUGUCCAUGUCCCUCCUCGUCAACCUGUGUCCAUCUUUGAAAAAGGAAGUGAGGGGAAAAAGAAAACCAGUAGCAGAGUUCAGGCAUAUGUGGAGGACAAGAGAGUCACGCCAUGUCUCCAUCUGUGACUCUGUCCGUACAGAUUCACACCACGUCUCUUUCUGUACAGAUUCACACCACGGCUCUGUCUGUACAGAUUCACACCGUGUGUCUCUGUCCGUACAGAUUCACACCGUGUGUCUCUGUCCGUACAGAUUCACACUCAGUGUCUCUGUCCGUACAGAUUCCCACUCAGUGUCUCUGUCCGUACAGAUUCACAUUCAGUGUCUCUGUCCGUACAGAUUCACACUCAGUGUCUCUGUCCGUACAGAUUCACACCGUGUGUCUCUGUCCGUACAGAUUCACACCACGUCUCUGUCCGUACAGAUUCACACCACGUCUCUGUCCGUACAGAUUCACACCGUGUGUCUCUGUCAGUACAGAUUCACACCGUGUGUCUCUGUCAGUACAGAUUCACACCGAGUCUCUGUCCGUACAGAUUCACAGCGUGUGUCUCUGUCCGUACAGAUUCACACCGAGUCUCUGUCCGUACAGAUUCAAACUCGGUGUCUCUGUCCUUACAGAUUCACACCGUGUGUCUCUGUCCGUACAGAUUCACACCGAGUCUCUGUCCGUACAGAUUCACACUCAGUGUCUCUGUCCGUACAGAUUCACACCACGUCUCUGUCCGUACAGAUUCACACUCAGUGUCUCUGUCAGUACAGAUUCACAGCGUGUGUCUCUGUCCGUACAGAUUCACACCUCACUGUCCCAUUAUGAAUCAAAGUCUCAGGUGUGGACGUUCUCUAGACACAGACAUGUAUCGCUCACGUACGACAAACUCAGCGAGACAUUGUCCUCGGGUCAAACGGAGGACAGUCUCCAGGAUGUGUCCAUCUUUCGUGACCUCACUCGGGCACCAUCCGGAGCGUCUUUUGUGGACAUUUGUGACAAUCUCCAGAGAGAAUGUCCAGACCUGAGAUUUGACGGUGUGUCUCUGGAAGGUGGACACUCGGCUCUGCUCUCACACUACUCCUUUAGGGAACAGUUUUUACUUCUUCUUCUUUAAGCAGCUGGAUUUGCAACAACAAAACAAAAGAACAAGCCUACGUAACCAUAGAGACCUGUAUUAUUGACAAAGGCACACACUGACAGCCUCGCCCUCUGUAUAUAAGCCCCGCCCCCUGUCACUUUUAAAUCACUGUCCUGUUUUUUUUCUGACGUUCCACUCAUUUUUUGUGUGUCUGCUUCUGUUCUGUUAUUUUUUUUAUAUUUUUUUUUAAAGAAAAGGGGUGGUCCCAUUCAACGGAUCUCUAAAUUAGCCCGCUGACGUCAUUAUGCUAAUUAAUUACGAUGUUCGUGCGAUGUGUGGCUCAUGUGGUAGUGAACAAAGAAAAAGAAAGAAAAAAAACAAAAACACGUACUCUCUAGCUUUGUACAUGUGCUAGCAGUCAGACGUUGGCUAACUCUGGUCCCCGCGCUGUGACACGCCCCUAUUUUUAGUUCCGUGGCAUUAAAAAAAAAAAAGCAGCGACCGCCACGUUUCACCGCUUUAAUCAUUAGACGUAAAAACACCUCAAAGGAAGGACUGAAUAUCGGCUAAGUGUCGGCGCACAACCUCACGUCGUUUCCCCCUCAUUAAGUUAUUUUGUGGGAGGAGUCUUCUCAGUCCAACCCACUUCUUCUUCUCUUCUUUUUUUGUUUUUAAAUGGACUAAAAAAUUUUGUUACUGUUGACAUUUACAUGAUGUCUGUUAAUAAAAAAAAAAAAGACCUAUUAUUCA